Molecule: messenger RNA, 772 nt
Organism: Osmerus eperlanus (European smelt)
Lineage: Eukaryota; Metazoa; Chordata; Actinopteri; Osmeriformes; Osmeridae
Product: tensin-1-like
Exons: 3
Coding region: 497-772 (91 amino acids)
Source: RefSeq, a predicted model, not a curated record
GAGACGGAGUGGGAAAAGAGAGACAGGCAGGCUCCACCAGAGAGACGUUGGGGAAAGCAAGUGACACAGAGAGAGAGAGAGAAGGAGAGAACAAGAGAGCAACAGUGAUAGAGGCAGGAUACAUGAAAGAGACAUAAAAGGAGAGAAAAGUGAAUCGAGGUAGAGUGAUAGACCAGGGAGAGUGACAGGAGAGAUAGAUCGAGAGGCAGUGAGAAAAAGCAGAGGGGAUCAAGUGAGUGAAAGAGCAGCACACCAAGUGAGCGAUAGAGAGAGAGACAGAAACAGAGAGGGAGAGAGAGAGGAAGAGACAGAAAGGGAGAGAGAGAGACGGAGAAAGAGAAAAAGAAGGAGGAGAGCCUGCUGCAGUUUGUCUCCUGGCUCUUCCCAGGCUGGUCAUGGAUUUGCUGUUGAGGAGCUCUCUCCGGUGUGGGCUAGUCAGGGAGUGUGUUCCUGCUCGCAGGAGCUAAAGCAGCUGCAGACCCUGCAGGAGAUCAAGAUGCCCUCCGUGUCCCUCAGCCUACCUGCCGCCCUGACCGGGCGAGCGCGUACCUGGGUCUGCCUCUCCUGCAUGCUCUGGCCUGAGGAGUUUGAUGCCGUCCACUCCCACACGUUCAGGGUGAAGACCUUCAAGAAGGGGAAGCAUUGUGGAGCCUGCAAGCAGACCGUCAGCCAGGAGGGGCUCAUCUGCAGAGGUCAGUACCCUGCCUCCCUAACCCUGAGGAGGGUCGAAGUGGUGCCGUACACGUUUGAAAGCAAGAUCCUCUGGUUAUGA